Cydia amplana is the source of this 1802-nucleotide messenger RNA. It is a transcript of the gene Not10, whose product is annotated as CCR4-NOT transcription complex subunit 10. The record is from RefSeq and is a predicted model, not a curated record. Gene Ontology annotation, biological process: negative regulation of translation; mRNA catabolic process. Gene Ontology annotation, cellular component: CCR4-NOT complex. NCBI's taxonomy places the organism in Eukaryota, Metazoa, Arthropoda, Insecta, Lepidoptera, Tortricidae. The transcript has a single exon. Gene Ontology annotation, molecular function: protein binding. The coding region runs from base 75 to 1769 and encodes 564 amino acids.
CGAUUUUUGGAAAAGAAAAUAUCUUUCUGUUGUAAACUAUUAUUGUUUUACUUAUUAAUUGUACCAAUCGUACCAUGUCUAACUCAAAGGACCGCGAAGAGCCUGUCGUGCUCGCUCACCAGUGCUACAUGAACAAGGACUACUCAUCCGCUCUCCAGCACCUAAACGAACUAGAAUCUCUCGCUGGCGCCAACAAUAAGAGGAUUCAGCACAACAAAGCCGUUGUAGAGUUUAUGGCUAGUGAUAUGAGGAACGUAGAGAAAUUUAAGAAGGCUAUUACGCAAAUUACGGCGGUUACUUUUCCCGAAGUUGACACAAAAGAGUCAUCUGCUUUCGCGCUGUACAACUACGCGGUUAUUUUGUACCAUUCUCGCUACUACUACCAAUGCGCCGUAGUGUUAGAGAGGUUACUCAACUCGAAAAACGUUAAAGACACUAAACUGCACCAGAAAAUUGUACUACUCAUGAUGGAAGCUACUCUUUGCCGACGAACAUUCAACAAGACUUUAGAUGUAGCUAACAAUCAUGCUGAAUUAAUGAAGUCAGACAGUGACAUUAAUAAUAUGUUUGAAAGGCUAGUUAGCAGGGCAAAGCUUCUCCUUGGACAGAAAAUAAAGUUAACAUUAACUGCUGAUUCAAUUGAGAAUAUAUUUGUAAUUGCUCAGCAGCAUUACAUCAAUGGAGAUAUGAAGGAAGCGGCAAAUACUUUAGGACAAUACAAGACACUUAAGUAUAAUUAUGAUCUGAAGACUCAGGGAGAAGACAUUUGGGCAGCUAUUAACAACAAUCUUGGGGUUAUUUAUAUGUCAGUGAAAAAGCCGUUUUUGGCUUCAAAGUAUUUCCAACAUGCUGUAAAAGAACACUUUAGAGCCAUGGAGAAUGACGACAGUGAGCGUCUCAUAGCCUGCAAGGACAGGCCGCUGUAUGUUUACAACUUGGGACUGGCAUUGCUGGCUGCAAACAACUCGGAAGGAGCCUUUGAAUGCCUGGUGGAGACUGCCCGCCACUACCCCAACAACCCUCGGAUAUGGCUCCACUUAGCCGAAUGCUGCAUCAAAAAAUGCUGCAGUGAUGAAGCCCAACAAUUCAAUGUUAAAAAGCUAGGCAGUGGCCCACACACUAGAAUACUCUUCACGAAAGAAGUCAAAGAGAAAUAUUCAACCAGUGGAGAGUCAUUUGCUAUACCAACAUUAUCUUUAGAAUUUGCAGCUCUAUGUUUGAGAAAUGCUAUCACUUUACUGCCAGAUCAGGAACCUACCAUAGAUGCAACACUGCCAGUGGUGCAGGCCCCUCCGGGACCACCCAUCAGCUGGAAGCAGUGCUGUGAAGUGAAGAACUCUGUGCUAGUUUUACAGAGUUAUGUGUUGCUACACAUGCAGGACCCACUCUCAGCCUUGAUGAGUGCUACGGAGCUCUUGAACCAACCUGACGUCUCCAACAGCCAUAAAGCCUGGGCCCACAUCUAUGCCGCUGAAGCGCUCAUAAACUUAGACAGAAUAACAGAUGCCGUGGAGCACCUGAACCCACAAAUGAUCCAUGAGCUAGUCUCAGUCCUCCCAUACCAGAUGAGAGACAUGAUAGCCGUCUCCGUGUGGGCCAAAGCUGCAGUUUGCCACAUUUUAAGAGGAGAUCUGGUUACUGCUAGGAAGAUUUUACUGCAAAUAAACUCUCCAAGAGUUUUACCCCUUCAAAUGUAUUUGGAAAUAUGUACUGGUAAUAUAGAAAACUGUCACACAACUUUGAGAAAGUUAAGAAGUUUAUCACAAUGAUUUACUCCAAUAUACUAUAUUUGCUAUAAAACA